Balaenoptera acutorostrata (minke whale) is the source of this 2061-nucleotide messenger RNA. RefSeq names its product chromosome 9 C11orf16 homolog (gene C9H11orf16). Bases 445 to 1647 code for a protein of 400 amino acids. NCBI's taxonomy places the organism in Eukaryota, Metazoa, Chordata, Mammalia, Artiodactyla, Balaenopteridae. The record is from RefSeq and is a predicted model, not a curated record. The transcript is spliced from 7 exons.
UCCAACCGUUGGAAGGGGCUGCGGCUGAGUUGGAGUUUGAGGCUGUGAUAAGUCCCCUUGGGGUCAGAACCGCGGACUUGGGCAGGAGCAGACUCAACAGGGCCGUGGUGGGCUGGGCCAGCGGAGUGGGCUCUCGGGCCCUGGGUGGCAGCUGUCGCCUCUGAGCACGUCUACGGAGGCCACAGCCCUGGACUCUCAGCUCGGUGUAGUCCCGCAGGUGUUUUCUCCCAGGGCCAUGGACUCCUCCGCAGGGCCUGGGAUGCCUUUGCCCAAAUACUGCAGCGUGGCCACAACCCUGAAGGCCCCUGCCUGGGCCGGCACUGCUCCUCCCUGGGACUUCUCCUUCGCCUGCCCUCUCGCCUCCCAAGCACCCUGGCUCACCUGGCAGAGCCCCCUCACCAGAUAUGCAUCUUAUGACCCGUGUUUCCACAUUGCUGACGCAGCAUGGCAGGGGCCUGGCUGGCUGGGAAGAGGUGGAGAUGCUGCGGACGCAUGGGUCCUGGCAAGAAGGGAAGCAGGUGGCUUUUAUUACAGGGCUCAGAUAAAGGCUGCUCCCGAGGCAAGUCCCUGGAGAGGCAGGGAGUCCUGCUGGUGGAAUUUGAGGCUCCCCUUGUCACAUGCCCAGGGCUGCCAGCCCAGCGGCAGAGCGUGGUCUUGGAGGAAGAUGUCAUUCAGUUCUCGCCAUCCGUGGAAUACUCACUGCGACUUGGGGACAAGGUGCUGGCACUCUGGGGACCAGACCAACAGCGCUAUGGCCCCGGCACUGUUGUUUUGGGCUUGGAGGCAAGAGACCCCCAGAGAGCAUCCAAAGAAGAAGAAAUUACUGUUCACUUCUGGAAUGGCAGGACAGCCCCUGUGCCGCUUGGAGGGGUCAGGUGGGUGCCCCCAGCCGUCUGGAAGAAGGCUGUGGACAGGCUGCACAAGCCUUUCACCACGGAGCACCCCAGGCCCCUCCUCUGGGCCCCUUGCUGCUCUCUGAUGGGGCCGGUCGCUGGAUGUGUCACCGGUGGGCUUCCUCUGAGCACUCCGUUCCUGUGCCCUCCCUGCCACCCGCAUGCCUACUGCCAGCUGCUGGGCCAGGGCUGCCUCUGCUGCUGCCCCUUGGCCGGACCCACCUGGUGGCCUCUAACCAUAACCUCAGGGGUCACAGCCAGAGAGCAUCUACAGGCGGAGCUGAAGCCCACGGCACAGCUUUUGCCCCUUGAGGAUCCUGAGGAGGAAGAAGCAGCAGUGCAGCCUCCCAUGGCUAUUUCUUCCUCCUCUACCUCCUCUUCUUCUUCUGAAGAGGAUCUGGAGAACAAGCUGGAGAUGGGCCUUCCCCAGAGGCUGCUGGUGGACAGCACAGGCAACACGGCCCCCAUCCUUCUUGAGGAGUCUCCAAGGAGGCAGGGUGGCCUCUGCCAGCCGGAAUGGAGGUACUGGAGGAGAAACGGGUCUGAGCCGCAUCCCAGGAAGCCAGGAACAAGACUUUGCAACAUCGGGAAAGAAGAGAAGGGCAACAAACAACAGACAGUGAAAACUGCAGCAGUGGGGAGUCCCAGGGAGCUGGUCCUGGAAGCCACUGGCAUGAAGCCACUACAGAUCCUGCCAGAGGAAGCUGAACACAAAAAACUGAGUCGGGGUACUGCAGCACAUCAGGGGGACUAGAAUUACCCCUAAACUAAAAGCUCCAAGGAUCUAGGAAGGUGAAGAGUAGAUACCUGAGGAGGAGUUAGUUACAAAGUGGCUGACACAAGGCCUUCUUCUACGGAAAUGGUACAGUGCAGGCCACAGGUGAUAGUCUGAUAAGCAGCAGCAUCUUCACCCCAGGAAGACAUCCCUGCAGAUGAGUGGCAGGAAGGCACCUGUCCUAAGGGCACAGGAGUGUGGCGGCCCUGGCGAGGGCUCCCUGCCAGGGGCCUGGUGCGAUCUGCUUGAGGAUGCCUCUUCCACAGAAGCUACAGAACAUGGUUGGCCUGCUUUGGGCAAAUGUGUCCACAGCCUCUCUGCCAUCUUUUCAUAAAGCCUCAGUUGUACAUGAGCAACAUUUUGUUUGACUUCUUAAUGCCAAUAAAAAGGAAU